CUGUAAUAAUAAAAUCUCAUCUCCAAUUAACACAUAUUCCUACGCGAAUUGCGUCCCAAUGUCACUGUUCCCCCCCCUCCCCUCCAUCCAUCCCCCUUCGUGCUUCCUGUCUGUCAUCAUCCCUCCAUCGAUGAAGUGACAUUUUUUGAUUACAUGUGCUGCUAGCUUACUUAAUGUAAGUUGGUUCCAUUCUUACUUUUUCCUCUCUCGAUCACCAACCUACAUGUGGUUUGAAACUUCAAAGUUUCAUCCAAACUUCGGUGUGUAAAUGCCUCGGGAACGAACCUGAAUUUCCAACUACGGGAACGGCCCGACGCUAGCGCUUGAGCUCUUGAUCCGUUAGUUACGAUCACAGAUCACACAAAAUACAUACUUGUCUAUCUCCAUAUACCUAUAUACCUCCCUAGGUAACUUAAUACUUGAGAUAAGACCCGACUGACCGGAUGGAGGCAACCAACGUCACCUCAAGUUCACCAAAAGAUCGAGGGAGACAUAGGUUAUUGGCUGUGAGACCCUCAACGGCUAGUAGCAGAGCCACUUCGGGUUCCUCUCGCCAUCAUCGUACCCCGCUCCCACAUAGCCCUCGUUCCCCAUUAUACACCGAUAAUUUCACCUUGUCCGCACACCCCCCUGGGACCUAUCACCCGUCUAGCCCGCCAGCACCGUCUUUCAUGUCAACGACCAGCAGUGGCACAGAUCGACCACCGUCGCCAUCGCCAACUACCGCCGAUGUUGCCGGCCAUUUUCAGUAUGCCUUAAGCUCGGCCGAGGGUCUAUCUUCCGGACUGCAAUUCAAUCCGGCCUUGGAGCAAGGGUGGCCGCGGAUUGACCCUGACGGUGCAGGUGAUGGCGCCGGUGUUGAUGAGGAAGACGAUCAUGAUCCGGAUGAAGGUCUUUCUCUCUCCCCCCGCCAGACUCGAAGGAGGGAUUCCACGAAGGCCGCUAGUAGUUCGAGCUCGAGCUCUUCGAGAUUCUUUCGCUCGAUAGUAUACAAGUUUGGCCGCACGUUCAACAGGAACUACUUCCUCCCUUCGGAUAAGCAAGAACAAGAGCGCAUGAACCUUCAGCAUGAAAUAAGUGUCGAAGUUCACGAUGGCGAGCUACAUCUCUGUCCAGUAAUAAAGCCGAGGAGAGUCCUCGAUGUCGGCACGGGUACAGGCAUAUGGGCCGUGGAAUUCGCCCGAAGGAACCCAGAUAGCGAAGUGCUUGGGAUCGAUCUAAAUCCAGUCCCACCGCCUAUCGUACCCAACUGCCAUUUCGGCGUAGCAGACGUGUAUGAUGAAUGGAAGUACGGCGGUCCCUUUGAUUUCAUCCACGUGCGAAGCUUAGGCGAGCCUACCGAUAAGCGCAAGCUGUUCAGACUGAUCUACGAGAAUCUCGCGCCCGGCGGCUGGGUCGAGUUUCAGGAAUGGAUUCUUCACGCCCAAUCCUCAGACCGCUCUCUCGACGGCACGGCAUUCCAAAAAUGGAAUAAACUCAUGUCCGAAGGUAUCAAACAUUUAGGGAAGUCCCUGUUCUACGCCCUCGAUUACAAACGUACCCUCGAGCACACGGGCUUCGAGAAUAUCGUCGAGCGGAAGUACGCCGUACCUACUAAUACAUGGCCUCCGGGGAAGCAGAGCCAGAGGAUUGGCGCGAUGCAGAGGGCGAAUACGCUACAGAUCAUCGAUGUUUUCUCGUGGCCCGUGUUUUCGAAUGGGUUGGGGUGGUCUAAAGAUGCUCUGGAUAGGCUACUGAUCGAAGUGCGGAAGGAUAUUGAGAACACGCGCAUCCAUUCGUAUUCUACUUUAAUGACAGUAUACUGCAAGAAGCCGCAUUCAUCUACUACAUCGUCCCUAGCCACGGCGGAAACACCACCGAGGCUACCGAGGCCGUCCAUGUCAUAGUAAACACAAAAGGAGGAAUUGAGUCUAAUUCGGAUGUAACCCUGCAAUCCUGUGAAAGGGAUAGUGUAAUGGAUUGUAAGGAUAUAGGUAUUGGGCAGAAUGGAGGUGACGGGCAUGGAAUUAGACGCAGGACAGCGUUGGCGUUUGGGGGCGGUCGAUUGGGAGGCCCCAUUGGCAAUGGAGUACGUAAAGAGUGUGUUCCAUUAAUGAUAGGUUACUGCUAGGUAGCCUACCUAGUACCUAACAAAAAUAAAAUGUUUCAGAUGACCGACAUCUUUCAGAGG
Molecule: messenger RNA, 2170 nt
Organism: Annulohypoxylon maeteangense
Lineage: Eukaryota; Fungi; Ascomycota; Sordariomycetes; Xylariales; Hypoxylaceae
Product: S-adenosyl-L-methionine-dependent methyltransferase
Exons: 9
Coding region: 444-1886 (480 amino acids)
Molecular function (GO): methyltransferase activity
Source: RefSeq, a predicted model, not a curated record